Messenger RNA from Knipowitschia caucasica, 3525 nucleotides. Lineage: Eukaryota; Metazoa; Chordata; Actinopteri; Gobiiformes; Gobiidae. The record is from the annotation of a GenBank genome assembly.
AUGGCGGCCGUGGCCCGGGAGGCUGGAGCUUCGGUUGCUCCAUCCCUUUGUGCAGCCGAAAACACAGCUCCAGAGGCGGGGUGCUCAGGCCAGAGCCUCCCGGGGUUCUCCACGGACCUCCCCUCAGGACUAAGCCCCGUCCCAAACCCGCCAUCCCCGCGGCUGUGCGCACCGUUCACCGACAAGGACGGGGUUAGCACGGAGGCUAACGCUAACACGGAGCUACAGAGCGCUCCCCGCGCAGACACAGAACUUUCCCCACCUCUGUGGGACUCUGGAGGGGGUAAUGCUUUGUGUGAAUCGGGGCCUGGAGCGGAACAGGACCCAGUGCAGUCUGCAGUUUCCCCUCUGUCUCUGCCUGCGGCCCCUGAGGCCCCCGAAGCAGGACUGUCUCUGGGACAGCCUGACGGUCCAGACCGGGCCUGUACCGGGAGGACUGCGGGGGGGAUUGAGAGAGAGGUGUGUGAUGUGAGGACUGCGGGGGGAGAGCUGUGUGACGCGGACAGGACUAGGAGGUCUGGCACACAGCGACCAGAGACCCCUCCGGUUCCAGCCAUCCUGGACCCAGAUCAGACCCGGCCAGGACCCGCGGACCCGGAAGCCGAUCCGGAGCUCAGGUCCGGGACUCACGUGCGUGUGUCUCUGGAUCACGUGAUUGACGAUGCACUCGUGGUCUCGUAUCGCGUAGGAAACAAGGUGUUCUCCGGUGUGUUAAUGGACCUUUCCCACAGGUUCGGCCCGUAUGGAAUCCCCAUCUCUACUUUUCCUGUUCGUCAAGAGUCGUCACGGCGACACAUCUCUGCCUCUCCCCCUGAUGAAGCCCUGCCCCCUGCUGAAGCCACGCCCCCCGACCCUGUGCAGACUCCACUGUUCCACCAGGGGGCGCCCUACCCCCCUCCUCUGUUCCUCAGAGACUCUUAUCACCAGGGUCUGCCGCAGCCUCCUCCUCGCCGCAUCAAACGUUCACGCCGUCGCUACGGCAACAGCGAGGAGCCCACCUGCAUGUUAGUGAGGCUCCGCCCCCGCCAGGUGCUGUGUGACAGGUGUAAAGGUGUGGCCAGCACUCGCCCCGCCCCCUCCACCCGCCGACGUCCAAACUCCGAACCUCUGGACGAAAACCUGCCCACUGAAGUGAAGCGACUGCGCUGUGAUGACUCCAGGCCGAGACCGCGACGGGACGAGUCCAGGCCCGAGUCUAGGCCGCGACGGGACGAGUCCAGGCCCGAGUCUAGGCCGCGACGGGACGAGUCCAGGCCCGAGUCUAGGCCGCGGCGGGACGAGUCCAGGCCCGAGUCUAGGCCGAGGCGGGAAGCCUCCAGGGGCCCCGCACCUACCCCAGGAGCCCCCAGAGACCCACAGACUGAGGUCAAACGUCUGCGAUGCGACACCUCCAGACCUCCGCGGCGGGACGAUACUCGGGCACGCAGAGACCCGCCCAAAGGUCCCUCAGGCUCCGCCCCCAGACGAGCUCCUCCUCCCUCAGUGGGUGGAGCUAGAGAUCACAGAGGUCUCCGGUCUAAUGCUCCUGGGACCAGAGUCCUGACCCGGAGGAUCUCCUCAGCUCUGGCUCCGCCCAGAAUCCGACUAAAACCUCACAGGUACCGGACUGACCCAGAGCCCAGCCCCCCACCCCCAAAGACCAGACCUAGACCCGGACCAGACCUCAGACCAGAGACCAGAGUCCAGACGACCAAUAGGAACUGUAAACCUAAAGUGCAGACUAGAGUGUCCGGGCGACUGAGACCAGGGACUAAAGCGGGGACCAGGGUUGAACAGAAGGACCCAAAGACUCAGGACUCCAGACCCGAGGCCAGACCUGCUGACCCCCCCUUAAAACCACGCCUUUCCUCUCCCUCAGACCCCACCCCCUCACGUAGCCGCAGGAAACAGGUGUUCCCACAACCAACUCGAGAUUUUGACUUGGACUUCAUGGGCUGGUCUGGACCUGACUCUGACCAGGAACAAACUCAACCAGAAGUGAGACCAGAACCGAAACUUGCUCUGGACCAGAACUGUACCAAACCCUCCCCAGAGUCCAACCGUGAUCUCACUGACCUGGAUUCUGUUAAACCUAAGCCUGAAAACAUUACUGUCACAGAGACCCGACCAGGUCCCAGUCCAGACCCAAGUCUGGGGUCUGAGCCCGUCUAUGCCCACGGCCCGAAUCCCAGUUCACAUCAACAGACAGAGACUCCACCUGAUUCUAGCCCGGUCCAGAGACCAGACCUGGUUCUUCAUGAGUUUGAUGCAGAACCCAAACCUCUGGUCUUAAAAGACUCUCCUCCAAACCCUAAACUGGACCUGAAACCAGAACCAAGCCCUGACUUGGAUCCUGGACUUUCAACCAGCCUUAGUCCAUGCCUUAAUAAACCAGACCACAGCCCGAGCCACGGUCCAAACCUCAAUCUUGAGACUGGACUAAACCCCAGUCCUGAUCUAGAUCCCAGUCCUAGACUGGUGCCUGAUAUAGACUGUAGUCCAGACCAGAGUCCUUUCUCAGCGCCUGGUUCAGACUCAAACCCCUUUUCCCAAGCUUCUACCAGCCCUGACCCCCCCUCUCCUCGACCUGUGUCCAAAGCUCAGGCUGCAGACAGGUCUGAGGCCCCCUCCCAUCGACCCUUGCUCGAAGCUGUGGGUUCAAAAGGGUCAGACCCCCCCUGCCCUCCCCCCUUGCCUGAAGCUAUGGGUUCAGACGGGCCUGACCCACCCACCCGAGCCUCCCGACCUGUACCCAAAGCCGUGGGUUCAGACGGGCCUGACCCACCCACCCGAGCCUCCCGACCUGUACCCAAAGCCGUGGGUUCAGACGGGCCUGACCCACCCACCCGAGCCUCCCGACCUGUACCCAAAGCCGUGGGUUCAGACGGGCCUGACCCACCCACCCGAGCCUCCCACCCUUUGCCCAAAACGGUGGGUUCAAAAGGUCCGGACCCCCCCUGCCCUCCACCCUUGCCUGAAGCUAUAGGUUCAGACGGGCCUAACCCCCUCACCCGAGCCUCUCGACCUGUACCCAAACCCGUGGGUUCAGACGAGCCUGACCACCCCACCCGAGCCUCCCGACCUUUGCCCAAAAUGGUGGAAUCAGACGGGCCUGAUGCCCCUUCAAGAACCCCCCGGCUUGUGCCCAAAGUUGUGAGUGCAGACGGGCCUGACCCCCCCUCACGAGCCCCCCGACCUGUGCCCAAAACUGUGGGUGCAGACGGCCGUUGCGUUUGCGUGGGAGAUAUCGUGUGGGCCAAGAUCGCGGGCUUCCCCUGGUGGCCUGCAAAGGUCCUGUCUCUGACAGUGUGUCGCCGUGGUGACGGAGGCGGAACGGUCAAACAGGAAGUGCGCGUGGCUUGGUUUGGGUCACGCACCACGUCUGUGCUGCCGUUGAGUCACUCGUCUCCGUUUCUCGAGACGUUUCAGGCACGAUUUGACCGGAAGAGGAAGGGGCCGUACCGCCGCGCUAUCGCUGAGGCUGCUAGCGCCGCCAAGCAGCUAACACCUGAAGUGCGAGCGCUCAUCACCCAGUUUGAGACCUGA